AUGGCUCGUCGCAACGUCAAACUCAACGCACCCCUUCCCCCCGCUUCGGACCAUGUCUUCCGGCAUGAGCAACACGCUGCGCCCAUACCAAUCGCAGUACAAAUCCAGAUCCUCCUCGCUGCCUCGUGCCUUCCAGUUGUAGCACGCCAGUCGCCCGUACUUGUCGGCAGCCGAGGGACCCUUCGACGAAAGACCUCAGUCGGCCUGCGUAACAUCUCCUUCCAUGUUGCUCCAGGGAGAAUGGUUGCGUUCGUUGGAGCUUCUGGAGCGGGCAAGAGCACAAUCAUUCGGCUGUUGCUGAGAUUCUAUGAUGUCGAUAGCGAGUCAGUGCUGAUCGAUGGCGAGAAUGUGAAGAACUGUUCUCAGGAGUCUACGCAAGCAAAUUGGAGUUGUCGCCCAAGAUACGAUCUUGUUCAACCGAUCUCUGCGAUUCAAUAUUUCAUACGGCAAACCGGAUGCAUGUGA
This is a messenger RNA of Chondrus crispus (carragheen), 465 nucleotides long. RefSeq lists its product as hypothetical. Gene Ontology annotation, biological process: transmembrane transport. The record is from RefSeq and is a predicted model, not a curated record. The transcript has 3 exons. The coding region runs from base 1 to 465 and encodes 154 amino acids. NCBI's taxonomy places the organism in Eukaryota, Rhodophyta, Florideophyceae, Gigartinales, Gigartinaceae. Gene Ontology annotation, molecular function: ATPase-coupled transmembrane transporter activity; ATP binding; ATP hydrolysis activity.